GACAAUGGGGACACCCAAGAAAACCUAAAUAAAAGGACGUUGAGGUAGAAGGAUAACUGGAGUGUAUUCCACCACAGAGAGAGUAAGAUACGACUGGCGCCCAAACUCUCUCGCUAAAACAAAUCUAACCCACUUCAAAAGAGAUCAUUUUGGAUAAAACCCUUCAACAAUUUCGAUUUUCGUCAGAAUGGGAACAGCCGGUGAAACAAAAUACGGUUCAUUCACCUACGAAAACCUCGAGAGGGAACCGUACUGGCCAUCAGAAAAACUUAGGGUUUGCAUAACCGGAGCGGGAGGGUUCAUCGCGUCACACAUCGCUAGGCGUUUGAAAACCGAGGGCCACUACAUCAUUGCUUCGGAUUGGAAGAAAAAUGAGCACAUGUCAGAAGACAUGUUUUGUCAUGAGUUCCAUCUCGUUGAUCUUCGGGUGAUGGAUAACUGCUUGAAAGUGACGGAAAACGUUGAUCAUGUGUUUAACUUGGCUGCUGAUAUGGGUGGUAUGGGGUUCAUUCAGUCGAAUCACUCUGUUAUUAUGUAUAAUAAUACGAUGAUUAGCUUUAACAUGCUUGAGGCUGCGAGGAUCAGUGGAGUCAAGAGGUUUUUCUAUGCCUCUAGUGCUUGCAUUUACCCUGAGUUUAAACAGUUGGAAACCAAUGUGAGCUUGAAGGAAUCCGACGCAUGGCCUGCCGAGCCUCAAGAUGCUUACGGUCUGGAGAAGCUAGCAACCGAGGAGUUGUGCAGGCACUACACUAAGGACUUUGGAAUCGAGUGUCGUAUCGGACGUUUUCAUAACAUCUAUGGACCAUUCGGUACAUGGAAAGGCGGGAGGGAGAAAGCACCCGCUGCGUUCUGCAGAAAAGCGCUUACGGCGACCGAUAAGUUUGAAAUGUGGGGUGACGGGUUACAAACUCGUUCUUUUACUUUCAUUGAUGAAUGUGUUGAAGGUGUUUUGAGAUUGACAAAAUCUGACUUUCGUGAACCGGUGAACAUCGGAAGUGACGAGAUGGUGAGCAUGAAUGAAAUGGCUGAAAUUGUUCUCAGUUUCGAGGAUAAGAAGCUUCCGAUUCACCACAUUCCGGGCCCGGAAGGUGUGCGUGGUAGAAACUCGGAUAACACUUUGAUCAAAGAGAAGCUUGGGUGGGCCCCCACUAUGAGAUUAAAGGAUGGAUUGAGAAUCACAUAUUUCUGGAUCAAGGAACAAAUUGAGAAAGAAAGAGGUGAAGGUUUUGACCUCUCGGUUUACGGGUCAUCUAAAGUCGUUGGGACCCAGGCACCGGUUCAACUCGGGUCGCUCCGAGCCGCUGAUGGAAAAGAGUGAAGUGUGAAAUUCUGAUGUCUUAAAUUCAAGAUUCUGGUUUUCAUGUUGUGUUGAUGCAUGCAUAUUUAUUUAUUUGGAUGUGUAAUGAUUUUAGCUAUUUAAGAGCUCUGCUACUUCUGUGUGAACUAUGAAUGUUUGUUUAUUAUUGUGAUCUGGUUUCUAUUUAUGAUGUUGUUCUGUAAACUGUUAAUACCAUAAAAACAAAUAAUUAUAGUGUU
This is a messenger RNA of Helianthus annuus (common sunflower), 1536 nucleotides long. RefSeq names its product GDP-mannose 3,5-epimerase 2. Bases 188 to 1318 code for a protein of 376 amino acids. Gene Ontology annotation, molecular function: NAD binding; GDP-mannose 3,5-epimerase activity. The record is from RefSeq and is a predicted model, not a curated record. Lineage: Eukaryota; Viridiplantae; Streptophyta; Magnoliopsida; Asterales; Asteraceae. The transcript is spliced from 7 exons.